Messenger RNA from Portunus trituberculatus (swimming crab), 1350 nucleotides. RefSeq lists its product as uncharacterized. Bases 1 to 1350 code for a protein of 449 amino acids. Lineage: Eukaryota; Metazoa; Arthropoda; Malacostraca; Decapoda; Portunidae. The transcript is spliced from 2 exons. The record is from RefSeq and is a predicted model, not a curated record.
AUGAAAACCCCUGCCAGUGUAGAGAACAGAUGUGACAGGGUUGGAAUAGACUCUGCUACCCCUGCCAGUGAUAAUGUAACCCCUGCCAAGGAAGUCAAGAGGAAGAAAAGUGUAAAAACUGGAGAAAUAAUGAUGAAAACCCCUGCCAGUGUAGAGAACAGAUGUGACAGGGUUGGAAUAGACUCUGCUACCCCUGCCAGUGAUAAUGUAACCCCUGCCAAGGAAGCCAAGAGGAAGAAAAAGGUAAAAACUGGAGAAAUAAUGAUGCAAACCCUUGCCAGUGUAGAGAACAGAUGUGACAGGGUUGGAAUAGACUCUGCUACCCCUGCCAGUGAUAAUGUAACCCCUGCCAAGGAAGUCAAGAGGAAGAAAAGGGUAAAAACUGGAGAAAUAAUGAUGAAAACCCCUGCCAGUGUAGAGAACAGAUGUGACAGGGUUGGAAUAGACUCUGCUACCCCUGCCAGUGAUAAUGUAACCCCUGCCAAGGAAGUCAAGAGGAAGAAAAGGGUAAAAACUGGAGAAAUAAUGAUGAAAACCCCUGCCAGUGUAGAGAACAGAUGUGACAGGGUUGGAAUAGACUCUGCUACCCCUGCCAAUGAUAAUGUAACCCCUGCCAAGGAAGUCAAGAGGAAGAAAAGUGUAAAAACUGGAGAAAUAAUGAUGCAAACCCUUGCCAGUGUAGAGAACAGAUGUGACAGGGUUGGAAUAGACUCUGCUACCCCUGCCAAUGAUAAUGUAACCCCUGCCAAGGAAGUCAAGAGGAAGAAAAGGGUAAAAACUGGAGAAAUAAUGAUGAAAACCCCUGCCAGUGUAGAGAACAGAUGUGACAGGGUUGGAAUAGACUCUGCUACCCCUGCCAGUGAUAAUGUAACCCCUGCCAAGGAAGUCAAGAGGAAGAAAAAGGAAGUCAAGAGGAAGAAAAGGGUAAAAACUGGAGAAAUAAUGAUGCAAACCCUUGCAAGUGUAGAGAACAGAUGUGACAGGGUUGGAAUAGACUCUGCUACCCCUGCCAAUGAUAAUGUAACCCCUGCCAGGAAACAUAGGAAGAAAAAGGAAAAAAAUGUUACAUCUUUUGACACUGUAGCUUCCCCUGCCAGUGAGAAUUACCCUGCCAAGGAGUACAGGGUGAAAAUAAACUCAAAUAUCCCUGCCAAUAAUGAGUUUAUCCCUGCCAAGAUGCACAAGAAGAGGAAGAAAAGAAAACUAAAGGAUACAUGUGUUUCUAGCCCUGCCAGGAUAUUUCACAUUCUCCCACAAGCAACCAGCACCCCUAUCAAUGCCACAAACCCACUGUCAAACCCCAAGAAGAAGAAAAAAGUGAAAUAUACCUCUGCCAGUGAAGAAAACUAA